AUGGACAAUGCUCUUGCAACAUUAGCUCGCGUUGCUGAAGAAAACCACAUUAACCUGCUCAACAGUGAUCAAUCAAGCCUACCUCCUCCAUCGGGCGGCAAGCCGGCGACUUCACUCUUCGGAUCCUUCAACACUUCACAGCCUCAGCAAAAUGCAAGCGCUGCGCAAGCACAGACAAGUAGUCUCUUUGGAAACACCACCUCCCAGCCUGCACAGACAAGCAGUCUCUUUGGUGACACCACCUCCCAGCCUGCACAGACAAGCAGCCUCUUUGGGAACAACUCUCAGCCGGCACAGACAAGCAGCCUCUUUGGCAACACUACCUCUCAGCCGGCACAGACAAGCAGCCUCUUUGGCAACACUACCUCGCAGCCACAACAGGGUUCCAGUCUCUUUGGUGGCAACCAAAAUACUCAGUCCGGCGGAGGCUUUUUUGGGUCACAGCAAGCUAAUCAACAGACUACGGGUGGAUUGUUUGGCUCCACCAACGCUCAACAGCCUCAGCCUCAACAGACCAAUCUCUUCGGCUCAGUAGGGCAAAAUCAAGCCCAGCAACCGCAAAACAGUCUAUUCGGUGGAACCAGUGACCAGAACAAAACGUCCUCACUAUUUGGCAAUAUGCCAGGCCCGGCCCAAAAUCAGCAGUCUACAAUGCAGCCACCCCCAGCCCGCAAGCUGUUCCCGAGCCAGAUUGGUCAAUACACUCAACAGCAGCAAACCGUACCAGGGGUUCGGAUUCUCGAUGUGAACCAGCUUCGCUCCACAACACGCUUCAAUGAUUUACACGAAGACCUACAAAAGGUCAUCGAAAACGUGGACAAUUUCAUUUCAGGACAGAUUCGAUGUCAAGAAGAAUGUGCUCAACACACCGAGGACAUCAAUCAAAAGUGUCAUCAAAUACCACCAGACGUCGAGUACUGCACGAAGGCAUUAGAUACGACGCAACAAGCCCUGGAAAACAACGCAGAAUCCAUUGCCUUUGCCAAAGGCUUGGUGAAGGUCGAUGUAGCGGAUGCGAAGUUGAGUUUUCAAACCAUCCAGAACUUGAAGAUGCCCCAACAAUUUCAGCAAAGCGGCAUGUGGAACACAACAGGGAUAUCGCAAAGUGGAGGAUCGUCAUUUCCAGAAGAAGAUUUAGAGGUGGGCGCAAGUCGAACCCUUGUGGAAUACUUCUCGAAACAAGCCGAUGUAAUGUCAAAGACCCUGGACGCCUACAAGCGUAGUAUUGGCCAAGUUGAGGCUUACCUGAAAGAUGUGGAGUCCAACGCUAUGCAACAAAUGCAACAGACGAUGUUCAAUAGAGGACAGGAUGGAGUCGAAAAGAGCGCCGAGGAACAAGUCAGACAACUAGCUGCGGUCUUGAGAGACUUUGAACAUGGGAUAACCGGCGUCGCUAGCAGGGUUGGGGUUACUAGAGAUAAAAUUCAAGAAGUCGUACUGGGCCCAGAUGACAUGGUUGGGGAAUUGAGUACGAAGAGGUAUGGUAUGCCUUAG
Messenger RNA from Letharia columbiana, 1494 nucleotides. RefSeq lists its product as uncharacterized. The transcript is spliced from 2 exons. Gene Ontology annotation, biological process: nucleocytoplasmic transport. Gene Ontology annotation, cellular component: nuclear pore. The record is from RefSeq and is a predicted model, not a curated record. Gene Ontology annotation, molecular function: structural constituent of nuclear pore. The coding region runs from base 1 to 1494 and encodes 497 amino acids. Lineage: Eukaryota; Fungi; Ascomycota; Lecanoromycetes; Lecanorales; Parmeliaceae.